GACAAAAACAUUUGUCAAGUAAUGAUAAUGAAAUGAAAGUAAAGUCAAGUUAUAGCUGAACGAUUCAGUAGAGUUAAAAAUAUAAUUUUUCUUUCUUAUAAUUUUUUUAUGUCUCUAUAACUGUAUAUUUAACCUAAUGUUUCCGAACUACAUUCUUUGACACAAAAUUAUAUGGCUUGAAGCGUUCUCGUUUUUUCUGUGAUAGUUUUGUCAAAUUGGUCAAAUGAAUUUAAAUAAUAAAACAAUAAGUGGUCGGUGUCAAGUGAUAUCUCCGCCCAUAGUGCCCACUGCGAUCAUUAUGUGAUUAGUAAAGCUGACCAGUUGAAGGGGUUAAAGUGUUGUUUACGAUGUCUGGAGAGGGCGAACGUGUAUCUCGUCCCAACUCCUUGGUGCUCGAAGUGCCGGCGCCUGAACGUGAGCCGCUGCGCUUCGAUGUGCAGCUGGUGGGAGCUCCUCCAGAGGUCGAGCAACUUGUUAAUAACAUCAAGCAAGUCGCUGAAGACUUCCUUUAUCAUUGGAAAACAUUUCCUAUUGUGCUUCCUCAGUCAAGAUUCGCGGGUCCGGGUAAUCGUCCCUCGGAUAUUAUAAUUGCGCCGCCAUGCGACGAACUUGAGGCCGCUGCACUUGACGCGGGCAUCGAACCCCACCCCCUCUCGCCGAAACAGCUGCACUCAAUACGAGAAAAAGGGGAGUUCGAGGUGCCGUCUCGACAAUUCCCUGGACAGACGCACGUAUGGCGAGUAGCUGGGUGGCUCCAACGAGGCAGUGCGAGGGCACGGGAAGAGCUCUAUUGUCACGUAGCGAGGGCCAUCGCCCUCGUCGUAGUAGUUUCUAGGGACAGAUUGUUAAGAGAUGAACCUCUCUCGCUGAUCGCGGGGGCGAAGGCAUUCAUGGAAGGUUUGCAUAGGUUAAUGGAUAUCAUCUUUGGAAUGCCGUCUCUUGAAGCGCGUGACCUCGAAAAGAAAAUACGCGAGGAGCGUUCGCGUUAUCUCGUCGCCGAACUUAUUUGUAAGCCUGAAGAUCAAGAAGACAUAGCAGCUUUAGCGGCGUGGGUGACGCGGGAGAUGCGACCUAACAAGAUGAGAGACGCGAGAGGUGACCCACGCAAUGCCCCCAGGGUACCGUAUCUCUACACCACCCCUCAAAGGACGCAGGUUGAUCUUCGACUAUUUAGACGAAAGUUAUUACGUAGGGCAGCACCAUCUCUUCAAACGAUUCUGGACAGGGAGUCUCGUGGCUGGUUUCUACAUUUUCGUGAAAGAAGAGCUGCGCUUCUAGCGAGUCAGAAGAUGCCAAUGAAGGAUAUAGAGGAGGAAGUGAGCUCGGCUGCUAUGCGAGAAUACGUCUCGCGUGUGUGCAAUGCGGUGUUGAGCUGUGAGCAGCUCGCAGCGCUGGGGCCCGCAGUGCCCGAGCUGCUCGCCUCGCAGCUGCGGGCCGCCGUCAUCGUGAACAGAGCCGAGGAGGGCGUCCGGCGGAAACUAGAAGCCGGCCUGGCGUCGGCGGAGGCGCGCAUCCGCGCGGCGCGCCCCGUGCUGUCGCGCGCCGACGCGUGGCGCCGCGAGGAGCUGGCGCGCGCGGCGCACGCGCUGCGCAGCGAGCUGCGCUGGGCCGCCAUGGAGGACGCCGCCGCCGCCAUGCAGGCGCACAAGCUGUCGCAGCACCGGUACUUCCUGCUGCGCGACCUCGCCUUCCUGCGCGACCGGGAGCCGCUGCUCAUGAAGGAACUCCGCGCGGCGAAGACGCCGACGCGCGAGUUCUCGUGGGCGACGUACAUCUGGCGGCCGCGCAACUGGAAGGUGUUCCGCGAGUUCCGCGGGCGCACGGAGCGCAUCCCCACCGUCAUCAGCAGCCGCGCCACCAACAUCGUCACGCCGCGCUCCGACCCCUCGCAGCCCGUCUUCAGCCUCAGCCUGGAGAAGGUCCGCGUCAGCACCACGCGCUGGCCCGCCUGGCGGAUCCUCAACUUCGCUCAUAGGACGUGGUCGUGGUCGUGGAACCUGAUGUUCCUGCUGGGCGUGCUGGUGCCGUGGUGCUCGCGCGUGUCGCUGCGCACACUGCUCUGCGUCAAGCCCUUCGUUCCGGACCUCGAGCAGUCGCAGGUGAACGGUACCCUGUUUCCUAAACGCAGCAGCGAGAAGCAAACGAUGUGGUCGCUGCUGUUGAAGCUGUGGCGUCAUGUAUCAAAGGAACGGACGCGAUUCGAGACUGAGCCCGACACAGGACUUCUUGGCAAAGGGCUCAGUAGGCAAGCGAAUAGGUUAUGGAACUACGGCCUAAUCGGCGGACUAGGCUCCUUGGCGCUGCUGCUGGCGUUCCCGCUGUUGGCGCUGGCGGCCAGCGCGCUGUCACUGAUUGCAGCAGCCAGCGUGCCGCUGUGGUUGCCGGUAGUGGCCCUGGCUCUUCACGCCGGCUGCGCGCUGCUCUAUGACCUGGACUGUCCAGAUCCCGCUAGGCUCAAUAGACUCUUCGUUUUAUUUGAAGUACUCGUCUGGCGAAUCGGAAUACUGGGACUGCUCCAGCCGAUCAUCGCGUUCGUGGUCGCCAUCUUCCUCUGUCCCCUCGCCGCCCUCAUUCUGCUCGUCGGCGGGCUGGGCUGGUGGGUGGUGCGCGGCGCGUGGGAGGCGGUGGCGUGGCGGGCGCUCAUCGUGCGCGCGGCGCGCGUGCCCGCGCACGACUCGCGCUUCUGCCGCCGCGUGGCCGGGCCCGCGCUGCACUCGCACGCCUCCUACCAGAUCACAGCGGCGCAGGCAUUAGCGGCGGUGUGUGCGCGCGCAGAACUGGACAUCCUCGCCACGUGGGCGACGGACAUCGAGAUCGCUAUCGAGCGGCCCCUGCGGGAUUAUGAGCAUUUCGUGGAUGCCUGCUUUGGACCUUUUUCCGUCCAAAUCGCUAAGACGGGGUCGUUCAAGCAAGUGGAGAAGGAGUGCGGCGAGCUGGUGUGGUCGGUGCGAGAGAAGCUGGCGGCGCGGCGGCGGGACCUCGCGCUGCCGCUCACGGACGCGGCGCGCGCGCGCGUGCGCAUGUUGCCUCAGGACCUCCGGAAAGCGGUGCACGCGAGCGCGGCCGAGCUGUCGCGGCAGUGGGGGGAGGCGGCGCGCGCGGACGAGUGGUGGGCGGCGCGCGGCCUCGAGCCCAACGACUGGCACGCGCUGGCCGCCAACACGCUCGUCGAGGUUUUCGACGCGGAGGUGCUGGUGGCGCUGGAGGAGAGCGAGGCGCGUGUGGCGCUGGAGACGGGCGUGUGCGCGGGCGCGACGCGCUGGCGGGACCUCACAGCGCGCAGCCCCGCGCCGCCCGACGUGCUCGCCGAGCGCGACGACUGGCGCCCCGCGCCCGGCGUGUGGGGCGAGUGGAGCGGCACGCCGGCGCCGCGCGUGCCGCCGCCCGCGCUGGACGUGUCGGCCUUCAGCCCGCGCGCCGCGCACCUGCCGCCGCUGCCCGUCACGCCCGCCGUCGCGCUCGUGCUGCACAACCGAGAAUCCGAUAACCCCGUGCCGCUGGAUUCAGAACUCUGUAUGGAAAUACUUAAACGUCUGGAUGAUACGCCGGACCGCGAUGACGUCAGAGACGACGUCGAAAGGUACCGAGGCGGCGGCAGCGAAGCGACGAGCGAGACGAGCGGCUCCGACUCGCCGGACGACGACGCGGCGCGCGCGCAGCCGCCCGCGCGCACGCCCGACGCCGCGCUCUGCCGGAUAUCCCCAACGACGGAAAGAGCCGCUUGUAGAUGGACUCUGACUGGUCGAGGAGUUCGUUUAAGAGCGGAUCUGGCGAGCCCAGAAGACGUCACUCUCGACAUAGACCGACACGUCGGCACUUCGGUCUGAGCACACGCUUAUAAAGUGAUUUUCAUUUGCAGCUAACUUCUAAUUCAACGACGAAGAGAAGAACAUAUUAUAUAAAUGCUUCUGUUUACACUACGUCUGGAGGUGCCUAAAUGUUAACUAGCAUCAAACAAGUCAAGGAUUGUAUAGGGAAU
Molecule: messenger RNA, 3979 nt
Organism: Vanessa tameamea
Lineage: Eukaryota; Metazoa; Arthropoda; Insecta; Lepidoptera; Nymphalidae
Exons: 22
Coding region: 348-3827 (1159 amino acids)
Source: RefSeq, a predicted model, not a curated record